AAAAAUAAAUUUCAUUAAAAAAAUAUAAAUAAAAUAAAAUAAAAUAAAAUAAAAAAAAAUGAUGUCUCUGUAGUAAACUUGGAAAUACAAUUCAAUCAAAAAUCUACUUUAAUCAAAUUUAGAUAAGCACACCAUCUUAGAAAUCUUUUUUAAUGAUAACAAUUAAGGAGAGAAAAUUCCAUCUAAUCUAGGAUCCGCUCUCUCAAACUGUAUAAAUCUAAAGAUCUUAUCAAUUCAUUUAGAGAAUAAUAAGAUAAAUGAAAGUGAUGUUAGUGUUUUAUGUUUUGGUUUAGCUAAAUGUUAAAACCUAGAAGUAUUGUAACUUUGGUUUUAGUCAAAUAAUGUGCCGCAAUAAGGAGCUAUAAUAAUUGGAUCUACUUUAAAAUAGUUAGUUAAUCUUAAAUCAGUUAUAAUAUCCUUAGAUUAUAAUAAUAUAGGAUAACUAGGAGCUUCAAAAAUAGUAUCUAAGCUAGCUAAUAGCUCUCUACUUACAUCUUUGACUCUAUGGUUAAGAGGAAACAAAAUUGAUGAGUAAGGAGCUCAAAAUUUAGGUUCUGCUUUAGCAAAAUGUCAGAAUUUGUAAAAUUUAUGCAUCGAUCUUAUCGAUAAUAGAAUUGGAGUAAAAGGAGCAAAUAGUCUGGGCUAAGUUUCUAUAGAUUGCAAAAAGUUAAAUUCUUAUACUCUUAGAUUAUAUGGAAAUUAGAUAGGCAACUAAGGAGCAUUAUAACUAGGUUCUUUAUUUGAAAAGAGCUCACAGUUAAAGAAAUUGUAUCUCUCUCUUGACAAGAAUAAUAUAGAUGAUAAAUAUAAGCAAUAGAUAAGAAGAUAAGUUUAUAGAAAUAAAAGGAUUGUUCACAUUAACAUCAAUUUUUAAUAUUACUGAAAAAAAUUCAAUUACUUUUUCUAAAUAAACACUUUUGACAAACAUUGAUCUGCAUUCUUG
Messenger RNA from Tetrahymena thermophila SB210, 943 nucleotides. RefSeq names its product kinase domain protein. NCBI's taxonomy places the organism in Eukaryota, Ciliophora, Oligohymenophorea, Hymenostomatida, Tetrahymenidae. Gene Ontology annotation, molecular function: small GTPase binding; GTPase activator activity. The transcript has 10 exons. Gene Ontology annotation, cellular component: perinuclear region of cytoplasm; cytosol; nucleus. Gene Ontology annotation, biological process: activation of GTPase activity; nucleocytoplasmic transport. The record is from RefSeq and is a predicted model, not a curated record.